AUGCCUUCAACUAAGCCGCGCGGACGCAAGGCCGCUGUCGCACGUCCAGGCUAUACGAUGCAAGGCUUCAAGAUUAGGAAGCCAGGAGGCAAGUCUCGAAAUCAGCUUGGUGCGAAGCCGCGUUCAACUACUGCAAUCGGGUCAGCCGCAGACGCUACUUUGGAUGUCCGCGAACCAGCUGCUCCAAGCCGUAGUACCGGUCAGAAGACUACAUCUCAGCGCACAGUCCCGUCCAUAUUCCCGUCGGUGCCUGGACCGUCAAAGACACCUGCAAAUAAAACGACGCAGGGCUCUAGUUCCAAAUCGUUCGUGAUCGACCUGACGGAGGAUAGCACCACGAAGCUAUUGCAGGCUUCUUCAGAUGCUAGCGCGUUUCUCGGAGUUCAAAAUAGCGGCAUCACGGGUUGCACACCAACAAAUUCGAGAUCCAUGUCAGGUGAGGAUCUUGCCAAUGCUGCUAUUCCGCAUACACAUACUUCACAACCUACGGUCAGCUUGGCCGUUCGUUCUGGCUCGUCACGGAUAUUUCGUGAAGGCAGUUCGAGGUGCACGCCGUCGUACGUUCGGCAGUUGCGAGAUGCAGCGCAGUCACCUAACACUAGCUUCGGUCAGUCCGAGCCUGUAGACUUGGAUCUCGGUGCUGCAACAGCCAGGUCUGAAUUCGUGUUCGAGAUGGAGGGUCUCAGGACUGAAGCCGUCGUUGACGUCUCCAGACGAGAAAGGGACCUCAUCAGUACUAUCGAACCUUCCUGCGCCGCCGUCGCUUUGCAUGGCUUCCCAAGAAAGAACACACUGGGAUUGAGCUUCACGUCGACCGCACCACAAUUGAUCGCAUCCAAUGCAGAGUAUGAUGAAUAUGUGAGCACAACCACCUACCGCGUGCCUCAUGAAAGCGCGUUUGUAUCUCCACAGAUCUCUGUCACAAUGUCAACCUCGAAGCUCUCGUGCCUGAGCCACGCUGAUCGAACACACCGUUCUCAGUCCGGCGCUCUUUCCAAGCAACGCAAAGCUCCCCUUCUCAAGACGUCAGAGUCCGAAAAGACCGAAUAUCUGCAAGAUGGAGACUUCAUAUACCGAAAAGUACCCCGGUGCAAGCCAGUGAGAGCUCGCACGCCUACACCUUACAGCCGGCGAACUCCGUUUUACCACCUCACCUCCAACCGAUCAAAGAUGCCAAUCCGCCAACCUACUCCAGCUCCGCACGGCAUGAGGAAGCGCCAAACCCAAUCUCCCGGUCCGCAUUCGAGAUGCACACCCCGCCGCAAAGAGACAUGGCGAAAACUCACGUCCAAAAUGACCGAAAAUCAGCGCCGUCGCCCAACAUUUCCCCGCCGUUCUAUGUUCACACAGGCCAUCCAAGAACCUCACGUUACUCUGCCUCCGCUUGAGAGAUACUGGGAGGUUCUUUCCAAUUUGAUUACCGACAAGAAGUUGUUUAGUAGGGAUAUGUUUGACCACUGGGAAUACUUGGAAACAUGUACGCGCGUCAUUAAUGGGAACCUGAUUGACGAGGAGGCGUUUGGGAGGAAAGAGAGCUGCGCAAUCGCCAGAGAGUUGAUGAAGCAGAGAUUUAUCAUGUUCUCGGGUGGAAAUAAGGUCAUGCUGACGCCGAAUGCGGGUUGCUCGCGUCUGAGCUAG
This is a messenger RNA of Boeremia exigua, 1638 nucleotides long. RefSeq lists its product as uncharacterized. The record is from RefSeq and is a predicted model, not a curated record. The transcript is spliced from 2 exons. The coding region runs from base 1 to 1638 and encodes 545 amino acids. Lineage: Eukaryota; Fungi; Ascomycota; Dothideomycetes; Pleosporales; Didymellaceae.